Messenger RNA from Sander lucioperca (pikeperch), 2535 nucleotides. Its product is annotated as tight junction associated protein 1 (peripheral). Bases 445 to 2319 code for a protein of 624 amino acids. The record is from RefSeq and is a predicted model, not a curated record. Lineage: Eukaryota; Metazoa; Chordata; Actinopteri; Perciformes; Percidae. Gene Ontology annotation, cellular component: trans-Golgi network. The transcript has 12 exons. Gene Ontology annotation, biological process: Golgi organization.
GGGAUUCCGAAGGAUUACCCGUCAUGCCCCGCGGGUAAAGAUGGCGACAGCUGAGCAGGGCAGCAGAUGAACUUUAUCCGAGCGGCUCUGACUGGAUUUUCUCCCGGCGCUCGGAGCGUCUCGGCCGGCCUCCUCUCCUUCCUCCGACCGCUCCGGAGCCCCGGAGCCUCUCUCUCUCUCCCACCGGACGGCAGCGCUUGUUCCCCGGCCUCGGAUCGGUCUGGAACCCCGCUCCCUCCCUCCGGAGGAUCCCCGGCUAAAGUUUCCUCUUCUCUCCGCCCUCCGGGACUUGUUGUGUAGAGAUAACCCGGACCGAGCCGUGCUAACCGGCCCCACAGUCACAGGAGGAAGAAGACGGACGCAGCUGAGAAGAAGAUGAAGAGUUUUCUGUGCUGAUGUACGAGGACUGACGCAGCGACAGGAAGGAAGGAAUCAGCUCCCAGGAUGACGAGCGCGGCCCCGGCCAGGAAGCCGUACCGCAAGGCGCCGCCGCAGCACCGAGAGACCCGUCACGGCCUGCCCGCCGCUCCGCCUCCGCCCGACACCAACCAGGAGGCGUUGUCGGACUCGGAGCGGAUCAGAAUGCUGCAGCAGCAGAACGAGGACCUGCAGCGCCGCCUGGCUCUCUCCACCCACAAGAUGGAGGCGGCGGAGGCGGAGUUUGACGGCGGCCGCCGCUACAUGGAGGCGGAGCUUAGCCGCACGCGAGACGACCUCGACAAGAUGAGGGACAAGUUCCGCAGACUCCAGAACAGCUACACGGCGUCUCAGAGAGCCAAUCAGGAUCUGGAGGAGAAGCUCCACGCUCUGGCGGCCGUCAGUCAGACUUGGGUUCAUGCACUACGGAAGGUGGAGAGGGACAAGAAGACGAUGGACCAGGAGAUCGUCGAGCUCACCAACAAACUGCUGGACGCCAAGAACACGGUCGACCGCCUGGAGGAACUCAACGAGCGUUACCGGCAGGACUGUAACCUCGCCGUCCAGCUGCUGAAAUGCAACAAGUCCCACUUCAGGAACCACAAGUUCGCUGACCUUCCCUAUGAGCUGCAGGACAUGCUGAAUAAACACAUGAAGAGCAGCCUGCCUGAGCGCGGAGGCUCCGCCCCCGGCGGUCAGGAUCCCGACACGCUGAGCCUGACGCCGGCCGACGUGGUCCCGACCUCGGUGAUCGCCCGCGUCCUGGAGAAACCGGAGCCGCUGCUGCUGAACUCGGCCCAGUCCAGCAGCUGCAGCCGGCCCGUCGCCGAGGACGUCUUCGUGCACGUGGACAUGACGGGCGCCGAGCUGCGCGGGCGCCAGAACGGCGGGCGGGAGGCGGCUCAGCAGAACGGAUCCUGCCGCAGUCAGAGCAGUCUGGACGCUGUGCUGGACGGGCAGUCAGGCGGCGAGGAGUCGGCCGCGGCUCCGUCCUUCGAGAAGCUGAACCCGUACCCGGCGCCCCCGCCCCCCCACCCACUCUACCCGGGCCGCAAGGUCAUCGAGUUCUCCUCGGACGACAAAGUCAAGAUCCCCAAGAACUCGCCGCUGCCCAACUGCACUUACGCCACGCGGCAGGCCAUCUCCCUGAGCCUGGUGCAGAGCGAAGACCCGGCGCCCGCUAGCCCCGCCCCCUCCUCUUCCUCUGGGGGGGGGCGCCAGCGCACGCCGCUGUCACAGCGGGACGCGGCCAGCGAGCCGCUGUCCAACCAGUCGAGCCCGUUCAGCAGCCCCCCACAGGCGGCGAGCUCGGAGGAGGACCUGCUCGCCAACUGGCAGCGGAUGUUUGUGGAGAAGAUGGCUCCGGCGUGCGACGGCUCCGCGCUGCACCGCACGGCGUUCGGCAGCCAGACGGCCGCGGAGCUACAGAGGAGGCGUGCGGCGCCUGGGGGCGGGGCUUCCUGCUCGUCUUCCGACCGCCAGCGCACGGCGUACUCUGACGGCGAGGACGGCUCGUCGGCACGCAGCUGGACGCCAAGCCGCGGCUCCAGCCUGGACACGGACACCGACACAGAGCCGCGCGGCCGCCGCAACACCACAGAGAAGCUGCUGAUGAGCCUGGAGGACGCCACGGCCGACACGGCGAGCCCCGGUGGCGCCUGCGGGACCCAGGAGGAAGGAGAAGAGGAAGAGGAGGAGGAAGAGAGCUCGGCGGAGGAGAGAGACGUCCUCCCUCACGAGCUGCCCGUCAUCUCGCCACGCCUCCUGGACCUUGACCCCGCCCUCGGCACCGUUGCCCCCCCACUGCGUCCACAGAAGAGCCCGAAGAGGAUGGGCGUCCACCACCUGCUCCGCAAAGACAGCCUGACCCGAGCCCAGGAGCAAGGCACGCUGCUCGACUGACACAGGAGACAGCCAUGAUCCGUGUGUGUGUGUGUGUUUGUGUAUGUGUGUGUGUGUGUGUGUACCUUUUUGUAUUUUGGGAAAUCUUUCACUUAAAAUCUAAUCAAAAUUAAUCCAAAUUUUUCUAAAUCUUCCACCAACCAAACUCUGUACAAUUUUCUAAGUAUUUAAAGAAAUAAAUCACAACUCAUUUUCCAGCUGUUAGAUAAAAGUAAU